AUGACUGAAGAACCUCAUUCUUUUACUGAACAACCUAUUGGUCAAAUUGAACCAGUUGAACAAAAAGAAGAAAUAUUAAACCAACCUCAAGAAAUACAACAACCAAAUUACAAUGAUGAUAUUGGUGAUAUAUUUAAUAUUGAUAAUUUAAAAAGAAAAGUAAAUAGAGUAAUAUCACGACUUGAUCAAACGUUUGAUGUUAGUCCUGUUUUUAUUUGUUUAUUAGCAACGGCUGGUUCAAUUAUGGGAGGAUUGUUUGUUUAUAUAGUCAAACCUAAAGUAACUGUUGCUCGUCAGUUUGCAAUUCAAUCUAUUAUAGUAAAUGGUAUUACUGCAUAUUUUACUGUAUUACUUGGAAUUGCAUCAAUUUUUGCACACAAACUAAUAUGGUUUUUUAUUAUUUCUAUUUUAACAAUGUUAUUCCUUUAUAUUACUCAAAUAGGAUUGGUCAUUGCUGGUAGAGGGGUAAAAUUUUUUGGUUUUCCUUUAUUAGGUACAUGGAUUCUUCAUCAAACCCAACCAUCUACUCUUUUACCCAAUUAA
Entamoeba nuttalli P19 is the source of this 543-nucleotide messenger RNA. RefSeq lists its product as hypothetical. NCBI's taxonomy places the organism in Eukaryota, Evosea, Mastigamoebida, Endamoebidae. The transcript has a single exon. The record is from RefSeq and is a predicted model, not a curated record. The coding region runs from base 1 to 543 and encodes 180 amino acids.